This is a messenger RNA of Pseudomassariella vexata, 924 nucleotides long. RefSeq names its product UMP-CMP kinase. Gene Ontology annotation, cellular component: cytoplasm; nucleus. Gene Ontology annotation, biological process: UDP biosynthetic process; CDP biosynthetic process; 'de novo' pyrimidine nucleobase biosynthetic process. The transcript is spliced from 3 exons. Lineage: Eukaryota; Fungi; Ascomycota; Sordariomycetes; Amphisphaeriales; Pseudomassariaceae. Bases 1 to 924 code for a protein of 307 amino acids. The record is from RefSeq and is a predicted model, not a curated record. Gene Ontology annotation, molecular function: UMP kinase activity; ATP binding.
AUGGCCGCACCAACGCAGCGGCUGCUCUGGCGGCAACUGACGAGGGCUACUUCUCGGUCUGCUUCUCGGUCUGCUUCCUCGCCGUGCCUCAGGUUGACCUCCACAUCACCAGCAUCGGCAUUUGCUCGAACUUCUAAGGCCUCUUCCCCGCCCCCGGAGGGAAGCAACGUCAAGUUUUGGCCUUUUGUGGUCAUCAUUGUACUGGGAUCGCUGGGCUAUACAUUUUUGGUUACACGAAGAGCUGAAAUGCCCGCCAUCGACGCCCCCAAGAAGGCCGACGCGCUCGGCGCACCGCCCAAGUCGACCCCUACCUUCUCCGCCGACGACGUGACGGUAGUCUUCGUGUUGGGCGGGCCGGGUGCCGGCAAAGGCACGCAAUGCGCAAACCUCGUAGCCGACUACGGGUUCCACCACCUCUCCGCGGGUGACCUGUUGCGUGCAGAGCAAGACCGCCCGGGCUCGCAAUUCGGCGAUCUGAUCAAGGACUACAUCAAGAACGGUUUGAUCGUACCGAUGGAAGUCACCGUGCAACUGCUCGAGAACGCCAUGGUAGCCGCCAUUGACUCGUCGGGCAAGGGCGAGAUCGCGGGCAAAAAGGGCAAGUUCCUCAUUGAUGGGUUCCCGCGCAAGAUGGACCAGGCGCACAAGUUCGAGGAGUCGGUGUGUCCGGCCAAGUUUGUGCUGUUUUACGACUGUCCCGAGGCGGAGAUGGAGCGGCGCCUGCUGAACCGGGGCAAGACUUCGGGGCGCACUGAUGACAAUGCCGAGAGUAUUCGCAAGCGGUUCCGCACGUUUAUCGAGACGAGCAUGCCGGUUGUGGACUACUACGAGAAGCUGGGUCGCGUUAUCAAGGUGGAUGCCACGCCUAAGCCUGAAGAUGUGUACAAGGAUACGCAGAAGCAGAUUGCGGGCAAGGGUAUCUAG